This is a messenger RNA of Tribolium madens (black flour beetle), 1425 nucleotides long. RefSeq names its product probable phenylalanine--tRNA ligase, mitochondrial (gene PheRS-m). NCBI's taxonomy places the organism in Eukaryota, Metazoa, Arthropoda, Insecta, Coleoptera, Tenebrionidae. Gene Ontology annotation, biological process: phenylalanyl-tRNA aminoacylation. The transcript has a single exon. The record is from RefSeq and is a predicted model, not a curated record. Bases 60 to 1349 code for a protein of 429 amino acids. Gene Ontology annotation, molecular function: tRNA binding; phenylalanine-tRNA ligase activity; ATP binding. Gene Ontology annotation, cellular component: mitochondrion; cytoplasm.
UCAUUUUUAACAUUUGUAGGUUAUGUAAGGUUAGGAAUGUGAUGACAGAUCCUUGAAAAAUGUUGAAAACUUUGAAUAUUAGCAACUACCAAAUCAUCAGGUGUCUUACAUCGUCGGUAAAACCUGAAAUACAAUAUAGUUUAACAUUAUUGGAAAAUACAUACAGUAAAGACGACUUUACGAAUGUUACUGAUAAAAUAGCAUCCCACUUGGGCCGAAACCUCCACACGAAAGAGCAUCACCCCCUCAGCCACGUGCGUCAAAGAAUUGUAAAUUACUUCUACAAAAAGUUUGUCAACGGCCGCGGAAAUCCAAUUUUCUCAGUGUAUGAUGCCCUGCCCCCUGUAGUAUCAGUGGACCAAAACUUUGAUAGUUUGCUGACCCCCAAAAGUCAUCCCUCACGGUCUAAAAGUGACUGUUAUUACUUGAACCGGGACUAUUUAUUAAGGGCACACAUGACGGCUCAUCAGUCAGAACUUAUGCGAGCCGGUUUGAAUAAUUUUCUAAUGAUUGGAGACGUUUACAGGCGAGAUGAGAUAGAUAGGACACACUAUCCGAUUUUUCAUCAGAUUGAUGCAGUCCGUUUGAAAACCCGAGAUGAGUUGUUUCCCAAAGAGCAAAGUUUGGAAAUUUUUGAGCUAGGCAAUAACACCCAAAAUACUGGAACUCAGCAGAAACAAGCAUGCCACACUUUAGAAGCAGUUAAAUUGAUGGAACACGAAUUGAAAACCACUCUUACAGGGCUAGCCAAGGAGUUAUUUGGGGAGAAAAUUGAAUACAGAUGGAUUGACACAUAUUUUCCUUUCACUCAACCAUCAUGGGAACUGGAAGUAUGUCACGAGAACAACUGGUUGGAGUUGUUGGGGUGUGGGAUAAUGAGGCAACCGAUUUUAACCAACUCGGGAAUUGUGGAUAGGAUUGGAUGGGCGUUUGGCAUUGGACUUGAAAGAGUUGCAAUGUGUUUGUACAAAAUCCCCGAUAUCCGUCUUUUCUGGUCCAGUGAUACAGGAUUUUUGAACCAAUUUAAAGUAAAAUAUGAUGAAAACGUCACUUAUAAACAAAUUAGUCAAUUUCCGCAAUGUAUCAGCGAUCUCAGUUUUUGGCUUCCGCAAGAUAAGGAAUUUUCAAGUAAUGAUUUCUACGACUUGGCCAGAAACAUUGGAGGUGAUACAAUAGAACAAAUUGUUCUAGUAGACGAAUUCACACAUCCAAAACAUGGAAAAACGAGUCAUUGCUACCGCAUUAUUUACAGACAUAUGGAAAAAACUCUCGUCCAAUCUGAAGUUAACUUAAUUCACAGCGAAAUCGCCAAAGUUGCAGCGUCAACUUUGGGAGUUCAAAUUAGAUAAGGUGCGACUUGUUCUUAAUUCAUAUUUAUUUAAGCAGCACAUUGUUGCUCAGAAAAUAAACGUUAUACUUUACCGA